This is a messenger RNA of Chlamydomonas reinhardtii, 1232 nucleotides long. RefSeq lists its product as uncharacterized. The transcript has a single exon. Bases 104 to 268 code for a protein of 54 amino acids. The record is from RefSeq and is a predicted model, not a curated record. Lineage: Eukaryota; Viridiplantae; Chlorophyta; Chlorophyceae; Chlamydomonadales; Chlamydomonadaceae.
GUUACUUAUAAAAUGAUGGGCAUGAAUCUAUGACAGGAAGGGCUUUGGAAGGAGCCGAGCUACCAUAUCUUGUUCGUAGCCCCAAGGCGCAUCCAGGCGCAUCAUGUCGCCAUGCAGCGGUGCCUCAUGCCCAACUCGCCUGGCCGGCGCCAGCCUUUCAUACCACUCUCGGCUCACCAGCUACAGCAGCCAGUCAGCCUUCGCGUCAGCCCGGCCGCAGCUAGGCAGCCACCCUGGUUUGUUUUCUGCGCCGGCCUCAACGUUUUGACAACCGCCAUGCCGCACCCUCCUUUCUGCCGUUCUCUGUCCUCUUGUCCUCGCAUGUACGUACUACUCCUGGCUCACCGCGGAUGCCUGGCUGCGUUCCAGGUAGGUCUCUUGGGGUUCGCGUUGUCACAACGCAUCGCAGCCUUCGCUGGUAGUCUGCGGCCAGUCCACGGCAGCCCAGCCUCUGACAGCCGUAUACACCAGCUGAGAGUCACAAGCAUUAGGACGCCGGAGUGGCGCAGCUUGGCGCGCGGUUAUCUCGUCAAAGGUAACGUAGCAGUUGCGGUCGCUGCUCAUGCUCACGCUUUUCUCUUUGCUUGUGCUAGCUUACUGGCCUCGGCUCUACAACGUCAUGUUCGCUUGUGCGUGUUGCGUCUUUUCAAGCACGUCGAUAACGUAAUCUUGGGUCACGUUGCAGCAAGCAGACUGUGCGGCACGGCCCUGGCUGGCCCUGGCUGAGAUGAGAAUGGGCGUGGCUGGCGUGCAAGCGGAGAGCUCACCUUGCCGUGUGCAAGCUGAAGUGCUAAUCACAGCUUGGCCCAGGGGGCAGGGGAGGCGCUACAAGUUCUGGAGCGGCAGUCAAGGCGGCAGUGCCACUUGAGCAUAGCUCACAUUGAGAGCCAAGAGCAAGCCCGCGGCAAGCCAAGCUACCUGGGGGCGCGCAACAAGGGCAUUCGGCCCCCAUCCGGGCCGCGGUGGGAUGUGUGCCCCGCUAACCAACCCCCAUAGCUAGGUCAUUGAGCGCAAUUAUUGGAGCGCAAGAGGGCACGGGCACCUUGCGGCCAACAACCGACACACUUUCGAAUAUCGCGUUCACACGCCCCUUCGGCUUCAGGAUAUCUCUGUAUGAUUUAACACGGUGAACAUGCACAUUUGUGGCCUGAAGUGAGAACGCGCACAGGUUUCGAGGUGCACCUCAUCUCGAGUACCUGCCAGCCCUCCUUCAAAUCUCACGCGUCGAAGUC